AUGCCGGCCUUCGAUCCUGUACGCGAUGCCGUCCUCAACUCCCCUCUCAUCCCCUCCGAGCCCUCCCUGCCUCCCCGCAUGCACCUCGAACUUCCAAGGAGCACCUUUGGUUCGUCCUCGUCCGCCGAUGCCAGUGCCACACCCAGCUCAGCCCACUCGUUUGCCCGCCCAGACUCCAGUCCAGCCAGCGGCACCAUUGCGACACCCGGCAUCACUCGUCGGGCAACAGACCUCUCGGUCCUGCUCAAUUCUGAUCCCCAAGACACGCCCCUGUUCACCCCCACUACGCCUCGUGCACCCGCGACGCUCUCACACCUACUCCUUCCCACCGAGGCAAGCGAGGACCAGCUCUCGAAUAUCUCUCCCCUCCGCCGACGUUCGUCCGACCUCUCCGCUACUGGCUCUACCACGAGCAACCGCGAGAGCUCAUACUUCUCCUGGCCUGGCAGGUCGUCGUCUGCGACCCUGUCCGAUUCCCCCCAGGCUCAGACCUCGCUCGCACUCCCUACCUCCCAGUCAGCUCCCCAUGCGCAGAGCGAAAGUCAGACUCUGAUGCAGACCGCCGAUUCUCCUGCAUCCGUGACCCGUUCACCUGUGGCACCGAUGCUCUCUAACAUCAUCACGCCCAAUGUUCUGGGCAUACAGCCGCCUGCCUCGAGGCCGUCAUCCUCGCACUCGCAUUCGUCUCGCCCUUCCACAGCUGUCUCGAGCUCUGCGGCAUCUCGUAGCGGAGGCAUGGGUAGCAGGGCCCAGGACAUGCCCCCGCCCGCGGCGAUACCCGCUCCUGCGCCCGCGUCCACACCGUCUGCAGCCACGCCGUCGCCCGGCUCCGCACCUAGGCCUGCGCCUGCCGGAGUAACUUCACGGCAGACAGCCACUCCCCCGGCCACAUCAGCCCUCCAGCCACAUCCGAGCCUCACUCCCAAACACCCACCAUCCACAUCUCCACAGAUGGCAUCUACGUCGUCCAACGCGGACGUUCCCAAGAGGAGCUCAAUCCCGUAUGCACCAGUGCGAAGGCGCACCCCUGCGGGCUCGGUGCUCGUCCCACUCUCGCCGGCGGAAAUGGAGCGCUACCGCAACUUCCCUGGUGGUGUCGGUACGAUGUUGCUGAGGAAGCGUAAACGUGAAGCCGAAUCGGAGAACAACAAGAAGAGGGAACGAUCGGAGGAGAGCGAGAAUAGCGGAGAGCCGGAGGACGCGCCGGACGAGAGGGACGCUAAGAAAAGGAGAGUAGGCGACGUUGGGCUUAUAGUCGAGCAUUGUGAGUUCCUCUCCAUCUUGGUUCCGUGGGCUUUGCGCGGACGUGGACAUUUGCUGUCUGCCUCUGGCGAUGUUUUUCAUAAUGCGCGUCCCGAUGUCGGCGUUACUCAGCGACAAGAGUCAUCCAUUAUCGGGCUCAAGAGCUUCAACAACUGGGUCAAGAGCGUGCUCAUCACGCGCUUCGCACAUCCGGUGCUUGCGCAGAGCCCGAUCUCCUCGGGCGAGUCCGACUCGGGCUCGAGCCGAGGGCGUGGAGGGGGUUCGCGAGGGAGAGUGCUGGAUAUGGGCUGUGGAAAAGGCGGAGACCUCACAAAAUGGUCGAAGGCGCAUGUCAGGGAGUAUGUCGGCGUUGAUAUUGCCGCCAUCUCGGUCGACCAAGCACGUCUGCGACAUGCCUCCAUGCGAUCCGGCCCGCGCUUCGCUGCGUCAUUUUACGCAUUGGACUGUUACUCUCACAAACUUCGUGAUGCACUCCCGUCAGCACUACUUGAGCGCCCUUUCGAUGUUGUCUCGAUGCAGUUCUGUAUGCAUUAUGCUUUCGAAAGUGAGACCAAAACACGCUGCAUGCUCGACAACGUCGCAAGGAGCCUGAGACCGGGAGGCAUCUUCAUUGGGACAGUACCUAAUGCGGGACAACUACUCGAUCGACUUGAUGGACUCCCUCGAAACGCAGAGACACUGUCUUUUGGCAACAGCGUGUAUAAAAUCCGAUUCGAGGAACGUACUCAUCGGGCGCCAUUCGGUCACCGAUAUUGGUUCUUCCUGCAGGACGCGGUGGACGACGUGCCAGAGUACGUCGUACAAUGGGACAAUUUUGUCGAAAUGGCGGAGGAGUACGGUCUGCACCCGGUGUACAAAAAUGAGUUCCAUCAGAUCUUCGAAGAACAUCAUACGCAUCACGAAUUUGGACAACUACUUGAGCGCAUGCGUGUCGUCGACGCUAAUGGUGAGAGCCAAAUGGACGAGGAUCAAUGGGAAGCAGCGAAUAUAUAUGUUGGGUUCGCAUUCGAGAAACGGUGA
Messenger RNA from Fibroporia radiculosa, 2283 nucleotides. RefSeq lists its product as uncharacterized. Gene Ontology annotation, molecular function: mRNA 5'-cap (guanine-N7-)-methyltransferase activity. Bases 1 to 2283 code for a protein of 760 amino acids. The record is from RefSeq and is a predicted model, not a curated record. Lineage: Eukaryota; Fungi; Basidiomycota; Agaricomycetes; Polyporales; Fibroporiaceae. The transcript is spliced from 6 exons. Gene Ontology annotation, biological process: 7-methylguanosine mRNA capping. Gene Ontology annotation, cellular component: nucleus.